AUGUUGAAUAAUAAAACAAACUAUCAUGCAAAUUCUUCGACUUCUAUUUCUACAAAUCAAAGAAAACAAUCGCAACUUAAUGGAAAAACAGGAUCUGAAAGAAAAUUCAAAAUUGGUGAAAUAUUAAACUCAUGUAAACAAUUUCGAUCUUAUCCAGUUACUACACAAUUACCUCUUGAUUCAUCAAAUUUAACAUCUUCACAAUCAUCUUCAUUAUCACCAUCGGUUUAUCCAAUUGCUGGAAUUGUUGCUAAAUCAGUGAAUCCACGUAAUCCAACUCAGCCUCCAUUACCUUCAAUACAAAAUAGAAAAACAUUCAAAGAAUGA
Messenger RNA from Schistosoma intercalatum, 327 nucleotides. NCBI's taxonomy places the organism in Eukaryota, Metazoa, Platyhelminthes, Trematoda, Strigeidida, Schistosomatidae. The record is from the annotation of a GenBank genome assembly.